AUGGACCGGUACCAGAAAACCGUACGGCGAGUGAAGGCGUUAAGCCUGGAGCUCGUCCUCCAUUACAUCCUGCCCGCUCUCAAGCCCGGACCGUUCAAAGACAGCGUCUGUCGGCGAGCACCCAAGACUAUGGAAGAACUAAGGGAACGCGCGGCAGACGAGAUACGGGUUGAGAAGAUGAAAUUAUCAUACAAAAAGGAAAGCCAGGAGCUUAGGAGCGAGAAGGCGGACGGGGGGAAACCUGGCAAUUCGAUAGGAAAACCGGGUGGCAACAGGCAGAAGGAGCCGCGCCGAGGACCCCGUUUCCAACAGUAUACCCCCCUGAACGUCCCGAGGGAGAAGAUCCUUCGAGAAGCGUUAAGCGCAGAAUUGCUCCCCGAACCGAUGAAGCGACCAACCCCCAAAGAGGCGGACGGGAGCAAGCAUUGCGCCUAUCACAAGAAUAUGGGCCACACCAUCGAAGAGUGUGUGACCCUUAAGGACAAGAGAGAAGAACUGAUCCGAGCGGGGAAGCCCAAGAAAUACAUUCGGGACGAUCGUCCUCAGGUACCUGCGGAGCGGCCCGCCCAGCGCACAGCUUACCGCCCACAUAGGCCCAGGAACAAUAGGGCCGAACGGCCCCGCUCCGAGCGGCGACGCAGCCGAAGCCGCAGUCGAAGUCGCGAACGUCCUCUACGGGGACACAUCAACACCAUCUCUGGAGGUUUCGCUGGUGGGGGGUCGUCCUCGUCUGCUCGAAAGCGCCACGUGCGAGCCCUGCAAUCCGUGCACUUAGUUGACAAGCCACGGCGCACAAUGUCGCCCAUCACCUUUUCGGACGACGACUUCCACGCGCCGGACCCCGACCAAGACAACCCCAAUGGUUAUAACUGCCGAGAUCGCUCAAUACGGUGUCAGCAAGGUCUUAGUGGACCAGGGAAAGCGUGGACACCCGGGGGUACGUGGAGCUUAGGACGAGGCUAG
Vigna angularis (adzuki bean) is the source of this 963-nucleotide messenger RNA. RefSeq lists its product as uncharacterized. The transcript has a single exon. The record is from RefSeq and is a predicted model, not a curated record. The coding region runs from base 1 to 963 and encodes 320 amino acids. NCBI's taxonomy places the organism in Eukaryota, Viridiplantae, Streptophyta, Magnoliopsida, Fabales, Fabaceae.